Messenger RNA from Theileria orientalis strain Shintoku, 681 nucleotides. RefSeq lists its product as uncharacterized. The transcript is spliced from 3 exons. NCBI's taxonomy places the organism in Eukaryota, Apicomplexa, Aconoidasida, Piroplasmida, Theileriidae. The record is from RefSeq and is a predicted model, not a curated record. The coding region runs from base 1 to 681 and encodes 226 amino acids. Gene Ontology annotation, cellular component: membrane.
AUGAAGGAUCAUAAAUUGAAUUUUUUAUAUAAUAAGAGAAAGGGCGUCCCUCUAUUACGAGGAAGAAUAUAUAUUUUUAAUUUCUUGAUGAUACCAUUGUAUUAUUACAGUAUUACAAAAUAUGAGUUGGAUAAUGACACUAGACUCACAUUCUACAUACACUUUUUGUGUUAUGUGUUUAAUACACUGGCGUGUGCUUUAUACCAUAAUGGCUCCUGUAACUUAAUAGACAGAUCAACCUAUAGAAGAAUGGAUUACGCAGGGGUAUUUAUGGCAAAUUUGGGAUCGCCCUUUCCCGGAAUGAUGUAUUUCCUGAAAACAGACUUGGAUCUUAUUGUAUUAUUGACACAUUUGUUUGUAAAUUUUCUAGGAGCUUUGGCGUAUUUAAACACGGACCUUAUUUACUCAAAGAGGUUUUACAGAUACGUGAUGCUGGCGGCACCAAACUUUAUUUCAGUACAUUUUUUGUACAAUAUUUUUGCACACAAAAGGUACCUGGCCCUAGUAUUUUACCUUAUAUCCUCAACUUUGUUCAUGUCCGGGGCUAUCAUUUGGACGACUCAGAAGCCAAAUUUUUUUGAAGGAGUGUUUGAGUUCCACGAACUUUGCCAUACAUUUUAUCUAAUUGCCAUAUUUAUGGCCUUUAUGAUGAAUUGUAGCAUAAUAAUAUGGCAAAGGUAA